AGCACUUCAUUGUUCCUUUUUGAUCUGCCACAAAAUAAACUACAUUCCCAUUUGGACUUGACGCGGACGUACAAACGUACAUGCAGUGGAUGUUUGCUUGGUGAGUCUCUUUCUCUCUUACUUUGCUCGCCUACUUUCUUCUUGAAAUUGCUUUCAAAAAGCAAAGUUUCGGUUUCUAACCUAGGUUAAAAUCGCCCGCACAGAAAAAGGUUUAAAAAAGUCUUAAAUAAAUCACGCUCAACAGUUACCUCUAACCUUGAAGUUAAUAUAGAAAUGGUGCAGCGCAUACUGAGGUCGCAAUCUUUCUCUUAGACACGGCUGUCAUAAAAUCACCAUUAAAGGACAUUAAUCAGAUAGAUAAACCUUGGCCAAGAUGUGCAAAAAGGAGACGAUGACAUUUUUGGAACAUAAACCGCCAGCGGAAAAACGUCUUGAAUACUGCUUGAGAAUCACACUUCUUUAAGUGUAUUCUAUGUACUUAUAUGAUGCCUAAACUUAACUGAUCCAAAGCUACGUUUUUCACCCAUUUUAAGCAAAUAAGUGUAUCAUAAAAAACAAAAGAAGUCGAUUGUCGAUAAGGAUCAACAUCUUAAAGGAAGGAUUUUGUAUAUUUAGUAGUUCUUGUUGAACGUUUUCAAAUACCUUUUUUUCAAUACGUUUUUGAGUGUUAAAAAAAUACGCUGAGCGUUGAAUGAAAGAUCAAUUUAGGUUUCUGGAAAACUGCCCACCUACCCCUCCCCUAAGCCAGAACGCCUUGUUAAAUAUGAUUCACAAGACUAUCAAACAUAUACCCCGAAGAAAAAACUGUCUCAUCUGUGUCAUCUGUCCAGUUUCGAGUUGAAUUUUUACUUAAAAAAUAUCCACCUGGCUAAAAUCCUACUGUGAAGAACUGCCAGUUCGAAAGAACCUAGUAAGUUUGGAAUGCGGAAUUCAAAACUUCAUCUUGUUAAGGUAAUGUUACACGGGACGAUUCGCAACGAAGAUUUUUAGCGCAACAGAGCGUUGCAAUGUUGGAACAAUGUUGUAACCAUUCGAAACAAUGUCGCAACAAUGUUGCAACUCUGUGUUCCGCUAAAAAUCGUCGUUGCGAAUCGUCUCAUGUAAACAUUUAUAUUGAAGAUGUCAAUUGCUUAUGAAAAAGCCGACUCUUGGACAAACCAAUAAUUAAAGGUCUUGUACUGUUUUGUACUGUAUCUAUAAUUAUCAGGCAAAAGCGAAUAUUUUUGUGUUAAUUCUUUUGCAGAGAUGAACAACUCAACAGUGACGCUCCCUUGUUCCCUUAGUUCGCCAAGUAUCGCCACAAAAAUCGUUUUGACCGCUGUUUAUGCCGUUAUAGCGAUCAUCGCCCUCCUUGGAAAUUGUGCCAUAAUUACUAUCGCUAAAACAAGAAAGAGAAUUCGUAAAGUGCCAUUCAAUUUCUUUAUCAUAUCCCUGGCCGUCGCUGAUAUUUUUGACGCCCUCGUCUCUGUGCCAAUUUCGGUUUUGGUAAUGUAUAGCGGAGACGGAUGGUUUGGAGGAUUGAUUGGCGACAUCACGUGCAAACUUGUUCAUUUUCUCAAUAUGGUCUCUCUUGCUGCGUCCGUUUUUACUCUGAUUGCCCUUUCUGCGGACAGGUAUCUGGCCAUCGCCCACGUUUUUAGAAAACCCCUUUCUAAACGGUACGUCAAGUUGGUUGUCCUGUUGUUGUGGCUGCUUGCUGCAGCAUCAUUGUGUACGGUUUUUAUUAAAUACAGAGUACGUGGAGGGAACAAAGGCUACAAAUGCUUUGGCCGGUGGUCCGACGAUCUGGAAACUAAUCUUAGGUUCUACAAGAUUGAGGUGGGAGCUAAAUUUACUUUUUUGUACGUCGUGCCUCUCCUGUUGAUGGCUGUAAUGUACUUCUUGACCAUUCUCGUUUUAAAGAAGCGACAAGUCUUUGUCGAGAAUAUGUCACAGGUCAGAGUACAGGCGCAAAAUGUGGCUGUGAUCAAGAUGCUUGUCACCGUCGUUUUUCUUUUUGCAUUUUGUUGGAUUCCAAACUACAUUGCUCUUUUUAUGAUAGCAUUCGCCUACAACAAGUUAGAGUGCUGGCCCCUGUUUCUUGUGUGGUCACUGUUUGUACCCUCACACGUCAAUGGCGCCAUUAAUCCAUGCAUUUAUCUCGUUUUUAACGAAAGUUAUCGCAAAGGACUUAAACGCCUACUCGCCAACUGCCUCAAACAACCAGCAGUCGACAGUGUUACAAGGAGGACCAAUCAGUGGUCUGGAUUCUCUACUCUGGAACGUGACCCAUCCCGU
Messenger RNA from Porites lobata, 2277 nucleotides. The record is from the annotation of a GenBank genome assembly. NCBI's taxonomy places the organism in Eukaryota, Metazoa, Cnidaria, Anthozoa, Scleractinia, Poritidae.